Gastrolobium bilobum is the source of this 818-nucleotide messenger RNA. RefSeq lists its product as uncharacterized. Lineage: Eukaryota; Viridiplantae; Streptophyta; Magnoliopsida; Fabales; Fabaceae. Bases 71 to 577 code for a protein of 168 amino acids. The record is from RefSeq and is a predicted model, not a curated record. The transcript has a single exon.
CCCUUUCACAACCGCAUUACCUUAAACUGAUCCAAAUAUCAAGAAAAAGAAAAAAAAAACAUCAGAAAAGAUGUCUCUAGUCACUGAUGAGAUCAGAGCCAAAGCAGAGGUUUACCAUGGAGAUGUCAUAUGCCAAGAAAAGUCCAAGGAACUUCUCGAUGAAAUAAAGCUACCCAAAGGUCUUUUGCCCUUGAAAGACAUAGAAGAAUGUGGAUACAAUAGGGAGAUUGGGUUCGUGUGGCUUAAGCAGAAGAACACUAUAGAGCACAACUUUGAGAAGAUUGACAAACCAGUAACCUAUGCUACUGAAGUCACAGCCUAUGUUGAGGUUGGUAAGAUCAUGAAGCUCACAGGUGUGAAGGCUAAGGAACUAAUGGUUUGGCUUACACUGAGUGAUAUAUUUGUGGAUGAUCCACCAACUGGUAACAUCACAUUCAAGAGUCCUACAGGGCUUUAUAGGACAUUCCCAGUAACAGCUUUUGAACUUGAAGAGGAAACAAAGGAUGCCAAGGAACAAGAAAACAAGGAAGUCAAAGAAGCAGCUGCUGCUGCUGCUGUUGAAGUCAAAGAGGUCUGAAUUAUGAUGCCGUGGCUAUGAGUUUUUUUUUUCUUAUUUAAUAAGUUGAUUUGUAGUCUUGUAUUGCAAUAAGUUGUGUCAUCGUUUCCAUUUUUCUUGCUAUAGAGCUAGGCUUGCUAUGUAUCAGGUUCACAACCUUGAUAGUGCAGCUAGCUCUGGAAUAAAAAAAUGAAUUGUUACCACAGAUUUAAAAAAAAAAAAAAAAAACCUGAAUUUGAUACAUGGAGUUCGGUUUACCGAA